This is a messenger RNA of Hemibagrus wyckioides, 6851 nucleotides long. It is a transcript of the gene glcci1a, whose product is annotated as glucocorticoid induced 1a. The coding region runs from base 497 to 2107 and encodes 536 amino acids. Gene Ontology annotation, biological process: podocyte development. NCBI's taxonomy places the organism in Eukaryota, Metazoa, Chordata, Actinopteri, Siluriformes, Bagridae. The transcript is spliced from 8 exons. The record is from RefSeq and is a predicted model, not a curated record. Gene Ontology annotation, cellular component: cytoplasm.
UGUCACUUGCAGCAACUUAAAUGCUGGAAGCAAGUCGACCCUGAGAGAUUUUUUUUUCUUUAUAAACUCUAUUUUAUUUUAUUUUCCCCCCCAAUCAAACUCGCACCAAGAGCUUUAAGAUCAAUCACUUAUAACUUUUUAGCAACUUUUUUCUUUCUUUUCUUUUCUUUUCUUUCUUUUUUAGCUGGCAGUGAAGAAUGCGUAAGAAAGAGGAAACGGACACGCAACAUUAGUAAAUAAAAUAUUCUAACUUAAGCGGUUUUUAUUUUAUUUAUUUUAGUUUUGAAUUAAAAAAAAUAUAUAUGUUUAAAGCUAUCUCAGGUAUUUUUUAGUAACUACACGCGCUUUAUCUAAAGCAGUCUAGAUAAAAGUUUAAUGCAUUAAAAGACAAAUAAUAAUAAAGUCGGGGGAUUUGGGUUUUUUUUUUUUUAAAAAAACAACAAAAGAUUUAUAGUCUAUAUUUUUCCAAACGGAGCUGAAACUGCAGGAUCACAUCAUGUCAUCAUCAUCAUCAUCAUCAUCAUCAUCAUGCAACACGACUCAUCAGCAACAGCAACAGCAGCAACGGGCUAAAGGCAGCACGGGAUCCCCCACCAUCUCAUCAUCAUCAUCAUCAUCAGUCGUUAACGGCGCGAGCCGGUUGCUGCAGCCAGUCCGUGCCACAGUGCCGUACCAGCUGCUGCGCGGGAGCCGCCGCUCCUCUCCCUCAUCCUCUUCCUCCUCUUCCUCUUCUUCCUCGUGUGCGUCAGCCGGGGGCGACGUCGCAGCACCGAGAGCGCCCGGUGCCGCCGCCGCGAGCCCGACGCGAGUAGUGACGCCGCUCGCGCGCCCGCCUGGAAACGGAAGCGGCCACGGCUCCGCGGACUGCGCCGCCGGGCUGAUCGCGCGCUCCCCGCCGCCUGACCGCAAGGGCUCACCGGAGCGGCGCCCCGAAUCACCUGCUUUCCGAGUUGAAAGGGCAAAAGGCCAGCAGGUGUGGAUCAGACGCACUUCCUCUCUAGGUGCCAUCACUGUCCCCUACCUGACCGGCCAGUGGCCCCGUGACGCCUACGUGCUCUAUCCAUCGCGCACGAAAGACAAAUCCACACAGACUCCUGGAUGCUGGAGUGAAGACUCAUCAGAGGGAGAGCUGAGGAACACACACCAGCGCUCGGCGUCCUGGGGCUGCGCCGACCAGCUUAAAGAGAUCGCUAAGCUCCGCCUACAGCUCCAGCGCACUAAGCAGGGAGGAAGUCGCCAUAUUAAGGACUGUAGGGAGCUUCUGUCUCCCCUCCAUUGCUGCAUCUUCACCAACACAUACACUACCAGCAGCAUGUCCAGCCAAGCCACGUCCCCCAUGUCGAAGCCGGCACAGAUGACCCUGCCCAACAUCACUGUACCGAAACCGUCCAUCUCACGAGUGCCCAGCAGCAUGGAGGGCAUCAACCACGAGCUGGAGAAAGUCUUUAUUAAAGAUAAUGGAGAGAAGGAAGAGCUGAAGGCAUUGGAGGUGCCUGAUGGACGCCGUGCCCCAUUUCCUCCUCAGCAGCGGAGCAGCAGUACAUGUGGUUUGGAUUCUCAGACCCCGGCAGUACUUGGUCGCUCCAGCAGCUGCUCCAGCGCAUCCCCGUGUCCAGUCGGAUCACACGACGGCAGUCCGUACUCCACCGACGAACUCCUCGAUGACCGAGAUAAAGACAGCGGCAGCAGCUCUCCUCUCCCCAAGUUUGCCUCUUCACCUAAACCUAACAACAGCUACAUGUUCAAGCGGGAGCCUCCUGAAGGCUGCGAGAAGAUCAAAGUGUUCGAAGAAAUGACGUCGAGACAGUCCUCUACUACCCCUCUCUUCUCUUGCCCCGACAAAAACAAGGUGAACUUCAACCCCACUGGCUCGGCUUUCUGCCCCGUCAGAAUACCCGGCGCUCAGCUUCAGCACUCGGCCUCCCAAGCUGAUGAAGAGCAGGAGGAAGGAGGACAGCCCAGUGCUGUGACCUCCUCUGCCAUGUACGCCCAGCUCCACCCCACUCAGGUCUCCAUCAGCACCAGCACAGACGAUCCGCCAGAAUCAGACGCCGUGUCUCCAUCCCAACAAGAGGCACCACACACAAACUCAGAACUGUGCAGUUAGCUCCAUUUGCCCAGAGCUGGUCUCUGUGGCACUUUGUGCCCUUCAUAGGUUGACUAGAUGCCCCCACUCUUUCUGGACUAAAACUCCACUGUCUGCAUGUCAUAGUGACACACAAGGGUCCGAACACAAGAAUAACGCUCCACUUCACUUCAAUCCGUCGUCACAUCUGCCCCGUUUUCUUACGCACUGUUACUGACAGGGACUAAAAAGCUACAAGGCUUUAGUGUGCAAGUGUGCUGGUUGUUUUUGGAACAGCACCACAGAAGCUGGUAAAAGAUUAUAUAUAAAUAAAUAUAUAUAUAUAUAUAUAUAUAUAUAUAUAUAUAUAUAUAUAUAUAUAUAUAUAUAUAUAUAUAUAUAUGCUAUUAAUGUUAAAAUAAAGAGUGUGAGGGUUUUAUGGACCACAAUAUAUGCAAAUGUAGGUUCAAUGUUAACCUUAAGCGAAAGAAAGAAAAAAGAGUGAGCUGUCAUUAUUUUCUACAGAAGUCCCAAGAGGCCAUAGGAAUAUUUUUUUUGUCCUGUUAUCUCGAGAUCACAAUCUAUUUUAUUGCAUUAAGAUGAAUGUUUUUGAUUAGAUUUAUCUAAACACUGUUUUUGUGUUGAGGACAUUAACAAUUCUCAGCGAAUAACUAAUAAUUUCUCUUGUUUGCUUUUUGCCCCCAGCACCUAGAAACAUGCUAGCUAGCUAAUAAUUAGCUGUGCUUACAGCCUUACACACCCAUGUGAUGUGCAACAGAGCCUAGGUCUUGGAGCGCUACAGAUCCACCCUUCUAACACGUUAGUCGUAGUUUUAUGAUCGCAAUUAAAAGGUUUUAUAAAAUAUCCUGGCCAUCUACCUGAUAUUAAUAGUGAAGAUUUGCAAAUUUUACACACGCAAUUUAAACAAUCUCAGAAAUCCUGUCAGGUUAGCUCAGAUUAGCUAAUUAUUUAGUUACAGACAAUCAAUAAAAUCCUGUCAGGUUAGCUCAUUUUAACUAGCUGACUUGUUAUAGAGUUAAAAUCCUGUCUGAAAUCCUUUUUUUGCAAGCUGGCUAAAUGAUUAUGACCUAAAAAUACUUUCAGAUUUCCUGUCAGGUUAUCUUAUACAGUUUAGCUGCGCCCAUGUUAGCUAUGUAGCUAGGUGGUGUUAGCAAUGAAAAUUGUGUUAAAGGUUAUGAACUAAAAUAUCCGGUUAGCCCGUAUAGAUUAGGUGGUUGGUAAAUAGCAUUGAAGAUGAUAAAAAGUUUCUAAAUCUGAUUUAACAAUCCUGCCAGACAUCCUAUCAGAUUAGGCCAUGCUAGCUAGCUGACUAGCUUUAGUAUUGAAUGUUAUAAACAUUUCAAAAAUCUGAUAUAAAAAUCCUGUCAGAAAUCCUGUCUUGCUAGCUAGCUGGCUGGAUUCAUCAGUGAAUAUUAACAUUUAUAAAUAUGAUUAAAAAAUCCUGUCAGAAUUCCUGUCAGAUUAGGUCAUGCUAGCUAGCUGGCUAGAUUUAGCAGUAAAUAUUUGUCAAUAUUAUUCAAUAUUAUUCUUGUUUUGAGAAAAACAAGUCGUAAUGUCGAGAUAAUCAGCAAGCGAUCGAGUAAUCCACGACCUCUUGGGACUCCUGGGGUUUUGUCUACUUUAUUCGCGUCUUAUUUAUAUACAGUUUGGCAUCAAGUUCUGGUAAGAAUUUUUUGGAUUCGCUUUUUUUUUUUUGUUUGUUUGUUUUUGUUUUUGGUGUGAUUCAUUUUCUCACGGAUGUGGAUCUGAACGAUUGCACAGCUUCGCUUUGUGUCGGGUGAGUGAAAUCCAAGCGAAUAACUGCUUAUCUUAAGCGAGAUGACUCCUUUUUCAGCUACAACACAGUAACGAUUGCGUUUAGUGGAGGGGGGGGGAGGUUACAUUGAAAAAAAAGGCUUCAAGAAGGGUUUGAUAGGUCGGAUGCAUGUAUCUGAAAUUGACCGUAUAUGUUGACGAUGACCGAGUCAUGUCUUGUUUCCUUUCCUUUCUUUUUUUUUUUUUUUAACAUCCACAGUAUGAAUAAGCUCUCUCUAUCUAUAUCUAUAUAUAUCUAUAUCUAUAUAGAUAUAUGGAUAUCUAUAUAAAAAAAACGAUAAAAGCUUAUUUGAGUUGAGAAUCGUUUAUUGAUUUAUGGUAUGUUAUAUAGAGAAGAAGUCUGAUCUACGCUUUGGGAUUAUGUUUACAGUCUGUCUGGGUUUUGUUACUUUUAAGACGAGUACAAAAAUAGUUUUAAGACAAAAAAAAAAAAAGAAGAUAAAUGCAUUUAAAAGAAAGAAAGAAAAAAAAAAAAAAAACGCUAUAGUAUUGCACAGUAUCUGUUUAUAGCCCAGCUUCAGGUGUGAGUUUAAACUCAGGUAAUUUGCACUCUACUGUGUGUCCAUUCACAACCACCUUCCUCCAUACAUACACACAGUCAUACACACCUGAACACACCUCCACACCACCAUCAGCUUUUUAGUUACUCCUGACGUCCUGCGUCAUGAGUGAUCGAGUGAUCUCGUUUGUAGCGGCAAUUCAGUUGAUUCAGGAGGUUGUGAGUGCACCGUGGUUGUGGGAUCUCCGUCAGACAGAUGUUGUUUUAUGAGCUACGGAUGAGUUCUAACGCACAAAUGUUCGCUUGCUUGUUUAGUCCUACUUUGCAAAUAUGAAGGCGUGUGUUUGAACGAGUAGUUUCGGCAAUUGUAAACAAAUCAUCAAUACAACAGCUAGUGUAGACAAUCUGCAAAAUUACUGCUUACUCUCAUUUUAUUUUACUUUUUUUUUUAAUGGUUGAAUCAUCUGUAUCAUCGACGCAACCCCAAUGCUACGGCUCAUAGGAAAAUGCUAGCUCAUCAUCAUAGAAAUACUAGUUUCUUGCUAGCAGUGGCAUUAUGGCAAUAGCUAUAGUCUCAUAUGAUAAUGACAGAUUAGAGGCAGAUCAGAUUAGCUUGUUCUGAUUGGUGCUUUUUCUCUUGGGGCCCCACAAUGAUCGAAGUUUCUCCAGAGAUUGUAAAUUAUUCCCAAAUAAUUAACCACCUAUAAGGUUACUCUUAAGCUCAUGGAUCAAACUAACCAUGCAGUGAUACAAGCACUACAGAGAGAUGUAAGUCACUUUGUCCAGGAAAUAUCUAGUAAAACCUGUCCCCAAAAACAAGACACUAUCCUGAAACAUCAAUCCAGUGGUCUUUUCUCUGAAUGGAGACAGGAUCUGAUGGGACAGAACUGAGCAGUUGAGGGUUAAAGGAGAGAUCUCGCUGAGAUCUCACGUGGCUUUGGUGUAUGAACUCACAACCCUCGGAUUGCUAACACAGAGCUGUCAGUGUUGCAUGGAUCCCGUCACCUUCACUUUCACCUUCCACUUUAUAGCUCUUAUUAUUUAUAACGCAGGUGUGUAUGGCUCAUAAUUUUUUUUUUCCCAGCAGCCCUGGAAAGGUGAUAAGGAGAUAUCUACCAUGUUUAAAAUGAUAUCACCAUGGCAACGUUUUAAGAAAAAUCUUGCUAUUUUGGGCUCUUCGCUAAGAUUAUGAACAUCUCCUGAUUAUAAAUUUGUCUUCAAGCUCGAUUUAACUGAAAUUCUAAUCAUGAAAUAUAAAUUCAAAAGAUUAUAUUAUAUUAUAUUAUAUUAUAUUAUAUUAUAUUAUAUUAUAUUAUAUUAUAUUAUAUUAUAUUAUAUUAUAUUAUAUUAUAUUUACAAAAUGCAAAUAUAAAUCCGAGUGACAUCACCAUCAUCAUCAUCAUUCCAUACCCCUGUGUCUGUGAUCGGCAUCUUUAGAUAAACCGUAUAUACUUUAUUUUCUUCAUCCUGCUCCUCAUUAUCACACAUUAGUAGGUUGCUGAAUGAAUGGUACUGCUAUUUCAGUGUCUAGAAUCUGUGCAAUAAUAAUAAUAAUAAUAAUGAAAUGUUAUCUUUUGCUGUUUGCUAGGGAAAGGAAUUGCUUUAAAUCCUCACAUUUUAGAAGAAUGAAUAUUUCCACUCCAUUCUGCAGUAUUUGAUGAUAGAGCGGAACAGAGCACAUUCAUGGCAUCGUUUCAGUCCCGAGUUCAGAGACUUGACGUUUUCCUAACUAGGCAUAUUUUUCAUACGUCAUGAUCACGUUCUACUGAAGGAACCGCUUGUACAUCAGAGGUGCCCAAGUCUAGUUCGAGAGAUCUACUACUUCCAACAAACCUGGCUCUAACAUUCAGGUCAUUCCUUAAGAGGAAUCAAACACUCCUGGGUUUAGAUCAACAGAACCUGGCUUGAGCACUCCUGCUGUACAUAUCGCUUUAAACCACUCCAUUAUCACACGUGUGAUGUUUCCCAUAACUUUAGCACUAGGAGCUUGCAGUGCUUCGGCUCGGUUACUGUGAGUGUGUCAUGUUUCUACUGAUAUUCAAAGCUUUGAUAUUACAGCUCAUCUGUUCACACACACAUUUACAGUUCUGGUUAGAAGACUGAAGAUGUAAUGAAGGAAGCAACUUUCGAAGGGAAAUUGAAGAAACUGAAGCGCGAUUGCAAGAGGAAUGCACAGUCCAAUCGUUUGUUGAAGCCUCCAAACAAAUCAGUGUCGAUAUGGUUCAAGACUUUGUUGUAGCCAUGCAGUAUCAUAUAGUGCCAGCUCCUGAGCUUGUUGCGUAACGUUUCUGCACAUAUCUGAGUUCCACAUUUGCUCUGCUAUCCCAUCCGGCCGUACCGAAAACCCACGACUUCUUUUCUUCAGCCUGAGAUGGCUGUUUCAUUACUUUUGUUUUUCCUGUAAAAUAGAGAUCUUGUGUCUUAUUUAAAUAAAGUUAUUAGCAGAUAUGA